Messenger RNA from Microdochium trichocladiopsis, 459 nucleotides. RefSeq names its product cupin domain-containing protein. Bases 1 to 459 code for a protein of 152 amino acids. The record is from RefSeq and is a predicted model, not a curated record. The transcript is spliced from 3 exons. NCBI's taxonomy places the organism in Eukaryota, Fungi, Ascomycota, Sordariomycetes, Xylariales, Microdochiaceae.
AUGGCAGGACUUUUUGCCCUACUGCCAGACAUCAUACCCAUGAUUGUCCCCGCGACAAUUCAGGUCACCAAGGCACACGAUCUUGAGGCGCAGCGCGCAGGCAAUGAGUCUCCGAUGAUCCGACAGGGGGCCGUUGUCGGCAAGAGCGAUAAGAUGUGCGCUACUGUCCUUAUCGCCAAGGCGAACUGUGCAUCCGCAGUACACCACCACGGAGAACAGGAUACAAUCAUAUAUGCAGUUUCCGGCACUGGCAUCCUCGUGACCAACCGAGGUGACGAGACCGGGCCCCGGCGGCAGGAGCUGUCUGCCGGCGAUUUUGCCGUGGUUCCGUCCUGGACCGAACACCAAGAAGUGAAUGACACAGACGAGGAAUUCGUCUGGAUUUUGAUACGGAGCGGGCCCGAGCCGGUAGUGGUCUACCUGACAGACUUCUUCGGCGAGGAAGUGCCUGCUGAUUAA